ACUACUACUAUUAUUCCUAGAGAAAUUCUUGAGGAAAAGUGGAAAAUUGUUGCACAUCUUUUUCAUGAGUUGUUGGCAGUUGGGUCAUUUCAUCUACUGCUUUUGGAACAUACAUGUUGUGAUUUUCCAUUUUUAAUCUCUCAGUGGGUCACAAAGAAAAAACACCUAAAGUAAAAAACCCCCCCAAGGCCACACUUGUUUGUUCAUACCUCAUACAAACAAAGACUAGAGCAAGAGAGAGAAAAACAAAACAAGAAAGAAAAACCCACCCUUCCAAAGCAAAAGCAAAAGAGCUAGAGAAAGAGAGAGAGAGAGAGAGAGAGAGAGAGAGAAAAGAGAAAACAGAGCAAAUCAAGGAGGAAGAAGAAAGGGUUUAGAGAGAGAGAGAGAGAGAGAGAGAGAGAAAGAUGAUGCAAGCAACGCAGAGGCAGGCGAGUGAUGUACAGCAGCAACAGGCGCUGGUCCCAACGGGGCAACUCAGUGGAACUGUGAGUUUCAACGGAACCCUAACGAAAGAAGACGAGGAGAUGUCCAAAUCGGCGCUGUCUACGUUCAGGGCUAAGGAGGAGGAGAUAGAGAAGAAGAAAUUGGAGGUGAGAGAGAGGGUUCAGGCUCAGCUGGGUCGCAUCGAAGAAGAAACCAGACGUUUAUCGACCAUUCGCGAGGAGCUGGAGGGGCUCGCGGAUCCAAUGAAGAAAGAAGUCUCACUCGUUCGGAAGAAGAUUGACGCAGUCAACAAGGAGUUAAAGCCUCUGGGGCUGAAUUGCCAGAAGAAGGAAAAAGAGUAUAAAGAUGCUCUUGAUGCUUUCAAUGACAAGAACAAGGAGAAAGUCCAGAUGAUUACCAGAUUGAUGGAGGUGCUUCAUCUGGUGGGUGAAAGCGAGAAGUUGAGGAUGAAGAAGCUGGAGGAGCUGAGCAAGAGCAUAGAGAUUACACGCUAAAAGAUUGAUUGCUGAAUCUCUAUGAUAAAUUAGGUUUGUGUGAUUGUAUUUAAGAGGAUUCCAUUUGUUUACAUAUGUGGGUGAUCUUGGGUUUGCUGCAUUUUUAUUUUUAUUUUUUAAUGGUUUUCUUGUUCGUUUCAAUUAGAUUUUAUUGGAGCAUUUUCUGAAUUAGACAGGGAGAAAAAUACCAUAUAAACAGGUUUGUAACUAAACAGGUCUCAAGUUUGUAUUUUGUUUCUCAUUUUUUCGUCACUUACAUUCCAACUCAGCAUCCUCAUGAACUCUGUAAGAUAUCGGUGUGCUCUUUUGUUUUUUAGAAAUAACAUUUUCUCAGUGAUUUUGCAUUUA
This is a messenger RNA of Rhododendron vialii, 1289 nucleotides long. Its product is annotated as protein MLP2-like. The record is from RefSeq and is a predicted model, not a curated record. Lineage: Eukaryota; Viridiplantae; Streptophyta; Magnoliopsida; Ericales; Ericaceae. The coding region runs from base 408 to 941 and encodes 177 amino acids. The transcript is spliced from 4 exons.